This is a messenger RNA of Sphaeroforma arctica JP610, 279 nucleotides long. RefSeq lists its product as hypothetical. The record is from RefSeq and is a predicted model, not a curated record. Gene Ontology annotation, molecular function: dioxygenase activity. Lineage: Eukaryota; Ichthyosporea; Ichthyophonida. Gene Ontology annotation, biological process: DNA alkylation repair; DNA repair. Gene Ontology annotation, cellular component: nucleus. The coding region runs from base 1 to 279 and encodes 92 amino acids. The transcript is spliced from 2 exons.
AUGUGUGGAGGCGCAUGCUCUCAUUCACUGGUGCUGUUUUGCAUGCAGUUUGCUGUGCGUUUGCGCCACAACUCCUUGCUGGUGAUGUGGGAAGGGUGUCAGGAAGCGUGGAAGCACGAGGUGCCCAAAGAAUCACACUACACCAGUCACAAGAUCAGUGGCGCACUGCGAGUCAACUUGACGUUCCGAAGGCAUGACCCGGAGUAUGUGCGAAAACAGCCCAUCUGCUGCGGCGUAAAACGUGAGUGGUGUGAGGUGUCUUUGAUAAAAGAAUUAUAA